Molecule: messenger RNA, 722 nt
Organism: Arachis duranensis
Lineage: Eukaryota; Viridiplantae; Streptophyta; Magnoliopsida; Fabales; Fabaceae
Product: receptor-like protein 7
Exons: 2
Coding region: 86-586 (166 amino acids)
Source: RefSeq, a predicted model, not a curated record
CCAUCACUGCUUCACUACUAUAAAAACCGAUUAGAGUGUCCCAAACAUUACAUCCGUUGAAACCUACUGCUAUACGAUCACAAUAAUGGGGUUCUUAUGUUCUCUUACUUUCUCCAUUCAGUUUCUUCUUUUCUUCUCAUCUUCCCUCUUCACAAACUGUUUUACUUUGAAUGAUUCAACUACAACUCAUCAUCAUGAGUGCCAUCAACAUGAAAGCAAUGCCUUGCUGAGCUUUAAAAAAACCCUCAUCAUAAGUAAGUCUGCUUCUUACAAUCCUUUCAGUUAUCCUAAAACUCUUUCUUGGGUUCCUGCCACAGAUUGCUGCUCCUGGGAUGGCAUUCAAUGCGAUGAGCUCACAGGUCAUGUGAUCGGCAUUGAUCUUGGUAGCAGCCAACUCUAUGGUUCCAUGGAUGCCAAUAGCACCCUUUUCUCACUUGUGCAUCUUCAAAGCCUUGAUCUUUCAGACAAUGACUUCAAUCACUCGCAAAUUCCUGCCAAGAUAGGUAUUUUCUGGCUGAAAUUGAGGGACCUGAGCAAAAAUCUGAUUCAGAGACUGAAAAGGACUGCAGAUGCUGUUGGAUUCUGACCUCCCUGCACUCGAAGUGGAUUUUCUGGAGUUACAGAAGCCCAAUUGGCGCGCUCUCAACGGCGUUGGAAAGUAGACAUCCUGGGCUUUCCAGCAAUAUAUGAUAGUCCAUACUUUGCUCAAGAUUUGAUGGCCC